AUGCUCUACGACCCGGACACCGCUAACCAUCUCAAGCCCUGGCUCAUCAGGACACUCGAGCCCAUAUGCGACGCUGAACCCGGCGCGCUCGCUGACUACAUCCUCGCCCUCCUCAAGCACAACGCGCCGGAGCCGGAGCUCAGGAAGGAGCUUGAGACACAGCUGGAGGAGUUCCUGGAAAAUGGUGCGUCGCCGGUCCCCGCCUUCGUCGAUACAUUGUUCACCGCCCUCCGGUCGAAGUCAUACCUCCCCUACUCUGCCGUUCCUUCUUCAUCCGACCGACCCGCCCCCAGCACCUCCGCCGAUGGCGGCAUCCCAAUUCCUCUCGACGGUCUCUUUGGACCCUCAUCACAGCCAUCCGACCGGGGCCGGAAACGCGGUAUCGACGGCACCGACUACGACUCGCACGGACCUUCGAAGGGCGCACGACUGAACCAUGACGGCCAAUCGUCAAGAUACGGUCGUGGCGAUGGUCGCUCGGCGUGGUCCGGACGUGGCGAGCGCGGGGGGAGGAUGAAUGUCAGCGGCCGUGCUGACUUCAUGGACGGCGGCAUGGCGGGGAUGGAGAUGAACACGGGUAUGAACGGGAUGGGCAUGAACGGGCGCAAUGGCCAGAGCUACAGACCCCCAGACCAGCGGCGGGGCAUCUGCAGGGACUAUCACAACAGUGGCUAUUGCGCGCGGGGCGCGUUCUGCAAGUACAGUCAUGGGGACGAUGCCGUCAUCCCUGGUCAACUCUUCCCCCUGGGCGGCGGUAUGCCGUUCAUGGGCAUGAUGGGCCCAGGAGGGAUGCCGUUCCCCAUGGGCAACGCCGCCGGUGCUACUUAUGACCCUCACGAAAGGAUGGACAUGCGGCCGAUGAAUGGGAUGGGGGCAGGACGCGGACAAAAUCCUCGACCAGCAGUGCUACCCCGUACGGAACAGAGCGAUGCGCCAAUGGGACGCAACCCCGGUGAGCUGCCUGUCAUCCAGGACCUGACGCCGCAAGUACCUAUUCAAGACGUCCAACCGCACAUCAAUGGCGACGGUCCUGGGCGACCUAUGGAGCAACUUCAGUCAAAUGGCGCCGUUCCUUCCCCUCAGAUCCCUGCAACGGACGGGAACACGUCCAAUCGCCCGUUACCGGCGAAUGGUCGUGGCGGCAUGGCGGGGCGUGGACGCGGACGUGGAAGCUUUGGCGGCGAUGCACAGAGCUUCCGUCCCGAGCGUCGGAAUGACAAGACGCUCGUGGUGGAGAAGAUCCCCGAGGACAAGCUGUCACUGGGUGCAGUCAACGACUGGUUCAGCAAGUUCGGCACGGUCACGAACGUCGCUGUCGACGCCCCCAGCUCAAAAGCUCUAGUCAGCUUCAACACCCACGAAGAGGCCUACAAGGCGUGGAAGUCGGAGGAGGCGGUCUUCGGUAACCGAUUUGUCAAGGUCUUUUGGCAUCGACCUAUGGAGGGUCACGGACAAGCUGGCCAGCGGAUGCUUGCCGCCUCUGCACCCAUCGUCGCGCAACGAACGGGUCCUACAGCCGAAAGCGCUUCUGUUCCUCAGCCACCAGCACCUGCGCCAUCGGUCGCGCGCUCCACAUCAAAUAUGUCUUCUGCUGCGGCAGCACUGGCCGCAAAGCAAAAGCUCAUCGAGCAACAAAUCGAGGAGCAGAAGACACUCAUGGCGAAGCUCUCCUCGGCCACCGCAGAAGAGAAGAAGCCCAUCAUGGCACGCUUGCGGGAGUUGAACAAGGAGAUGAAGCCCUCUGCGACGUCUGCACAAUCUCCGCCGCCACCAGCAUCUUCGUCCACCCCACGGAAAGCCUCGACGCCACAUGUCGACGAACGCCAACGAGCAGAGCUCGAGCGGCUAGACAAAGAGCUCGAGACACAUCACAGCGAGAAUGGGACACCAGGCGCGGAAGGCGAGGAGGAGAGCACGGAGGAGCUCAAGGCGAAGCUUGAGAAGCUCAAAGCGGAGGCCGCCAGUCUCGGCAUCCCUGUGUCGGAGCCAGCAGCGGCACCGUACGGUGGUACAUCGUACCGGCCGUACCGCGGUCGUGGACGAGGCGCGCGCGGCAGCUACUAUCGCGGAGCGAUCCGUGGCGGUCCGCCACGGACGAGCAUGAAGCUCGACAACCGCCCGAAGAAGCUUCUCGUCAAGGGCGCCCCGGUCGAGUCUCUUCAGGCGGUGCGGGACUGGUACGAGACGACCGGUCAAGUCGACGCCGUGGACGCCCUCGACGGCGGCAAUAUCCUCGUCUCGUUCCGCACGCGGGCUGCCGCCGAGCAAGGGUUCGCAAAGGGCUCCCAGAUCGCUACUGUCGGUGGCGUACAGCUCUCGUGGCACGCCGGCCCCUCUGGCCCCUCCAAGACAUCGACGGUCCCGGUCUCUGCAUCCGCCGCGACGCUCGCCGACGCUGACAGCCGGGUGUACGGCCGCGAGGCUGCUGAGGGCGUACCCGAGGACGUCAAUGAGGACUCGGCGAUGCACGCCCCCGAUGACAUUGAAGUGGGCGGCUGGGGUGUCGACGACGACGGGUUCGGGAUGAUGUGA
This is a messenger RNA of Epithele typhae, 2532 nucleotides long. RefSeq lists its product as uncharacterized. Gene Ontology annotation, molecular function: metal ion binding; RNA binding. The record is from RefSeq and is a predicted model, not a curated record. The transcript has 6 exons. Gene Ontology annotation, biological process: mRNA processing. The coding region runs from base 1 to 2532 and encodes 843 amino acids. Gene Ontology annotation, cellular component: nucleus. NCBI's taxonomy places the organism in Eukaryota, Fungi, Basidiomycota, Agaricomycetes, Polyporales, Epitheliaceae.